AUGCUGACCCAAUUCACCAGCGGCGUCGCCCGUAGCUUGGGCAGGUCUGCCUUCGCUCGGCCUUCUAUCACUCGACGCGCUUUCGAGCCCCUACGAAGACAAGCUGCCCCUGCAGCAGCUCAGAGAUGGGCAUCGACCGACUCGUCCAGAGAUGGGAAGAUCCAUCAGGUCAUUGGUGCCGUUGUUGACGUCAAAUUUGAUGGUGAUCAAUUACCUGCCAUUCUAAACGCCCUCGAGACCGAGAACAAUGGACAAAAGCUGGUCUUGGAAGUUGCGCAACAUUUGGGUGAAAAUGUUGUGCGUACUAUUGCCAUGGACGGUACCGAGGGUCUUGUUCGAGGUCGUAAAGCCACCGAUACUGGUGCACCUAUCCGUAUUCCUGUCGGACCUGCCACCUUGGGCCGUAUCAUGAACGUCACUGGUGACCCUAUUGACGAGAGAGGUCCCAUCAAGGGCACUAAGUUGGCUCCUAUCCACGCCGAUGCUCCCGAAUUCGUCGAACAAGCUACCAGCGCCGAAGUACUUGUGACUGGUAUCAAAGUCGUCGAUCUCCUAGCGCCUUAUGCUCGUGGUGGGAAGAUUGGUCUAUUCGGUGGUGCCGGUGUCGGCAAGACUGUGUUUAUUCAGGAGCUGAUUAAUAACAUUGCCAAAGCCCAUGGUGGUUACUCCGUCUUCACUGGUGUGGGCGAGCGAACCCGUGAGGGUAACGAUCUGUACCACGAAAUGCAGGAAACCUCAGUCAUUCAGCUUGAUGGCGAGUCCAAGGUCGCCUUGGUGUUCGGUCAGAUGAACGAGCCCCCUGGAGCCCGUGCCCGUGUCGCUUUGACCGGUCUGACUGUUGCUGAAUAUUUCCGUGACGAAGAAGGACAGGAUGUGUUGCUCUUCAUUGACAACAUUUUCCGUUUCACUCAAGCCGGUUCCGAAGUAUCUGCCUUGCUCGGUCGUAUUCCUUCUGCCGUCGGUUACCAACCCACUCUUGCCGUCGACAUGGGUCUCAUGCAGGAACGCAUCACAACUACCCAAAAGGGAUCUAUUACAUCCGUGCAGGCCGUCUACGUGCCCGCUGACGAUUUGACUGAUCCUGCCCCCGCCACCACAUUCGCCCAUUUGGACGCUACAACUGUGUUGUCUCGUGGUAUUUCAGAAUUGGGUAUCUACCCUGCUGUCGACCCUCUUGACUCCAAGUCCCGCAUGUUGGAUCCCCGAGUUGUUGGACAAGAGCACUACGACACUGCAUCCCGAGUACAACAGAUGUUGCAAGAGUACAAGUCUCUUCAGGAUAUCAUUGCCAUUUUGGGUAUGGAUGAAUUGUCUGAAGCCGAUAAACUGACUGUCGAGCGUGCCCGAAAACUGCAGAGAUUCUUGAGCCAGCCUUUCACUGUUGCUCAGGUCUUCACUGGUAUUGAGGGUAAGCUUGUGGAUCUCAAGGACACCAUCAGUUCGUUCCAGAAGAUUAUCAACGGUGAAGGCGACGACCUCCCAGAAGGUGCCUUCUACAUGGUUGGCGACUUCGAGAGCGCCCGAGCGAAGGGUGAGAAGAUCUUGGCAGAACUUGAAAAGUGA
This is a messenger RNA of Exophiala aquamarina CBS 119918, 1563 nucleotides long. Its product is annotated as ATP synthase subunit beta, mitochondrial. Gene Ontology annotation, molecular function: ATP hydrolysis activity; ATP binding; proton-transporting ATP synthase activity, rotational mechanism. The coding region runs from base 1 to 1563 and encodes 520 amino acids. NCBI's taxonomy places the organism in Eukaryota, Fungi, Ascomycota, Eurotiomycetes, Chaetothyriales, Herpotrichiellaceae. The transcript is spliced from 6 exons. The record is from RefSeq and is a predicted model, not a curated record. Gene Ontology annotation, biological process: proton transmembrane transport; proton motive force-driven mitochondrial ATP synthesis.